AAUAGUUUUCACUUUCUAACGCCAUCUUAUGUAUUAUAUUCGAAUUAAUUUACUUAAAGCCUAAAGGGUUUCAAUUGUCACUUUUAAAGUCUUAUAAUUUUAUUCAUAAAUAUAAUAUAACGUAAAUCACUUUUAAGUUUAAAUAAUCACACAUACGAUUGGCAAAAAUCCUGAUGUGGCCCAAUCGUGUUAAGUUUACCGGUGUAUAAAUCGUCAAUCAUAAUCAUUAUAUUAAUAUGAGGCUAUUGUGAACUUUUGAAUCUUUGUUACAAACAUGGCUUACCAGACUCUAUUGCAAGAAUAUAUGCUUGUACCUCCAGUUACCAGAGCAUAUACAACAGCGUGUGUAAUAACAACACUGGCAGUGCAAUUAGAUCUGGUUUCUCCAUUCCAGCUUUAUUUUAAUCCAAUAGUUAUUUUGAGAAAGUAUCAAUUAUGGAGAUUGAUAACAACUUUCCUUUUCUUUGGGAAUUUAGGUUUCAAUUUCUUCUUCAAUAUGAUAUUUACAUAUAGAUAUUGUAGGAUGCUGGAGGAGGGAUCCUUUCGUGGUAGAACAGCAGAUUUUGUUGUUAUGUUUAUGUUUGGAGGAGUUUUGAUGAUAAUUUGUGCUUUCUUUGUUAAUUUACUAUUUCUAGGACAAGCUUUUACUAUCAUGAUUGUAUAUGUUUGGUCACGACGGAAUAAACAUGUACGGAUGAACUUUUUUGGACUAAUGAACUUUCAGGCGCCAUACUUGCCAUGGGUACUUCUUGGAUUCUCCGUUUUACUAGGAAAUUCAAUAUCUGUGGAUCUAGUCGGUAUGGCUAUUGGUCACAUUUAUUUCUUCCUAGAGGAUGUUCUGCCACGUCAAAGGGGAGGGCAGAAAAUUCUAAAAACACCUAAAAUAUUGAAGAGGUUACUUGAUCCACUACCAGAAGAGCCAGAAUAUGUACCGCUGCCAGAAGUUGAAAAUGAGUUAGCCAAUGUGCGGCCCGGGGGAUUCGACUGGCGACAACCACAUCCAAAUAAUAACGAAAAUAGAUAAACAUCAAAUCUCCAUAACAUAUUAAGAAUCAAGCCAAAAUAUUUAAUUUAUAAACUAUUGUUGUCAGAAUACAUAUAUGUGACUAGUUUAGCUGUAAGUUACAUAAGUACAUCCAAUAAAAUAAUUCAUUCAGCACAAAACAAUAUAUAAAACCUCUUUUACUUACCCUGAUAUAAAAUAUAUUAAACAAUUGACUUCUUUGAUCAAUAUGUGUAUGUGUGUAUCUUCUAAAAUCAAUUGUAAUUUUCUUUAUAUAUCAUACCUUAUAAUAUUUUAGGGCAUAUGUGGAUAUGUAUUAUUAAUAAGAUUAUAAUAAUUGGAUCCAAUCAAUAUUCUAUUCAGUUCAAUAAGGAAUACUUGAUUUUAACAUUGACAUUUGUGAUUUAAUAUGUACUGCAAUGAUAUCUAUAUAUUAAUGUAUUAAACCUUAUUUCGUUAUUGUAUAACAAACAAUGCAUGGAAUAUAUCAUUAAUUGAUGCUUUUUUUUUAUUAGCUCUCCUUUGGUACUGAACGAUUUAUGACCGUAUGUCAUAGGUAUUUAAGUUCAUGUUUAAAUUUUAGUUAUUUCAUAUAAUAAUUGAUAUUAAUGUAAAAAUAUAUAAAAUCUCAGGGUAAAAUUGAAAAUACAUACAUGGUUUAAUAAUCAUUGUCACGUCUAGUACAGAGGUUUUAAUGAAACAAGAUAUUUCGAAAUCAAAUUUAUUAAUUUUGCAUUUUUUCUACAUACAUAAUUAAAUUCGUUAUUAUGAAUUUAAGUGAAACGUCGCCGUUCAACGUAAAUUCAUAAAUUUAUUCACAGACUUAAUAGGUUGUGGUGGCUUACUAGGCACUAAGUAGUUUCUCUUCGAUUCAAGUUUAUAUCAAUAACUUUUACAGUGUCGGUAUAGCCGGGAAGGGAAAUUGUUAAAAUGAAAUUAAAAUAUACAAUUUAAAUGAUAUCAAAUUACAAUGUUGAAUAAAUUAAAUACCUGAUGAGAUAGAACUCAACUGAACACAAUGUUAUACAAGAUGAAAUGCGAUGAGAAAAUAUAAUUAUGGUGUAUUUACUAAUCGGUUGAUAUAAGUAAAUAUAUUAACAAGUGUUUGAAAAUAUUUGUCUUCUAUGUUUAUUGUACAAUACAGCCUACAAUGGCAGUAUAAAUGCCUUCGGACUAAUCUUGGUAUGAAUGUUUAGCAAAUUAUUUAAAUAAUCCUCUAUCCCCAUAGCGGAUGUAUCUGUCGGUAGUCAUUGAAAAGAAGGCUCCAUUUAUA
Molecule: messenger RNA, 2276 nt
Organism: Danaus plexippus (monarch butterfly)
Lineage: Eukaryota; Metazoa; Arthropoda; Insecta; Lepidoptera; Nymphalidae
Gene: Der-2
Product: derlin-2
Exons: 6
Coding region: 275-1024 (249 amino acids)
Biological process (GO): endoplasmic reticulum unfolded protein response
Cellular component (GO): endoplasmic reticulum membrane; Hrd1p ubiquitin ligase ERAD-L complex
Molecular function (GO): ubiquitin-specific protease binding; misfolded protein binding
Source: RefSeq, a predicted model, not a curated record